AUGCGCAGUCUGAUUCGAACGGUGAGGAAAAUAUUCUACCUGGUUCUAGGCAUCAUUGGCUUUCCUGUCAAUUUAGUGAUUGUUGUGAUCCUGUUUCGAGGAAAAUGUGGACUCUCAGCCUGCAGUUCUCGCUACCUUCUGGCCAUGGCAGUGUUGGAUCUAUUGGUCGUUAUCAUUGAAAUCAUACUCAGCCGAAUCGAACAUGAUUUUUUCCCACUAUCAUUCUUGGACAUUACCCCUGUGUGUAGUGUUCACUAUGCCCUGCGCCGUCUAGCCAUAGACUGCUCUGUGUGGUUCACCGUCAUGUUCACCUUUGAUCGAUAUGUCACCAUUUGUUGUGAGAAACUGAAAGCCAAAUACUGCACUGAAAAAACUGCAACUGUGGUUCUUGCAACAACCAGCAGUCUGCUCUGUUUAAAAAACAUUCCCAUCUACUUUAGAUUUGAACCUGAUGUGAUCGUUGACAAUAUACCAUGGUACUGUUGUAAUUCAGAUGCAUAUUAUUAUGACCCUGUCUGGGAAGGGUUUAAAAACUUUGAAAAGAUUCUAACACCCAUAUUCCCAUUUGGUUUAAUUCUGUUCCUCAACGCCCUGACAGUCAGACAUAUUUUAGUGGCCAGUCGAGUCCGUAAAAGUUUGAAGGGUCAAAGUAAGGGAGAGAAUUCCAGUGACCCAGAGAUGGAGAGUAGAAGGCAGUGUGUGAUUUUACUCUUUGCCAUAUCUGGCUGUUUCGUUUUCCUGUGGCUAUGGUAUAUUUUGUAUUAUUUUGAUGUUGAUGAUCCUUUAGGCAGUAAUGGUGAAUAUAUAUUUAAACAAGUUGCAUAUAUGCUGCGGAAUUUGAAUUGCUGUACGAAUACCAUUGUCUAUGUGGCUUCCCUUUCCAAGUUCAGAGAGAAGCUCAGGAACCCACUGGAAGCUAUCUUUACAUAA
Molecule: messenger RNA, 930 nt
Organism: Rhincodon typus (whale shark)
Lineage: Eukaryota; Metazoa; Chordata; Chondrichthyes; Orectolobiformes; Rhincodontidae
Product: probable G-protein coupled receptor 139
Exons: 2
Coding region: 1-930 (309 amino acids)
Biological process (GO): G protein-coupled receptor signaling pathway
Cellular component (GO): membrane
Molecular function (GO): G protein-coupled receptor activity
Source: RefSeq, a predicted model, not a curated record